AUUGUGUAUAUAUAUAUAUAUAUAUAAUGCUUGAUAUGUGUGCCAUCUUUCGUAAGACGGAUAACAAUAUCCGACGAAUUAUUCGGUUAAAUGAAUUAUUGUGACAAGAAAAAACAAAUCUCUCGAGCUGUCGAACAAAUCCAAAAGAGGAAACGUGACUAGACUUUAUUUAGUAUAUCAGACCUACGCGUUGAAUGUGACAUUCCUUAUUUAAAAUUAGUAUCUUUCUCUUUUUUUUUUAUUCAAGAUUGAUAUUGAUAUUUUUAGAACUAUUGAUUGGAUCAGUCAGUUAAAUGAAUGAAGGACUGUCAAUGAGGCGAAUAAAGAGGAGACCUUAUUCCGGUUGUGUAACAGAGAUAGUAAACCUUUAGUUAGCAACGGGCUACAGCAGAGGGAAUUGUACGAGUGACUCUAGAAUCCGCUGGGCGAUAUUAUUUUCCCUUUCGCUAUGGCCGACCCAGAUUUCCGCAGCAAGUCGGGGGAGCAAUGCCGGUGCGGAGACUGCGACUUCAUAAGUCGAGAAUUGAUACCGGAGAUGGUACACGAUCGUCGCUUCUGCGAGACCGGCUCGAGGGAGUUUGUCGAGUUCGAUUCCGUCGACGUGGAGCACCUCGUCGACGGAAAGCGCGAUUAUUCCACCAGGUUGUACCGAGUGACGGCGCGCGUAAAAUUUUCCGGCGAAACCUGCAGCUUCCCACUUGUUAUCAAGUUGCCCAAGAUAGACGAGGAAUCUCCGCCGCCCGGUGCUUUUCAGAACGAGGAGAUGUUUUACAGCAAGAUGACACUCGAGUACGGAACGGACGGUCUGCCGAAGUGUUAUCUGUCCGACUUGGGACGGUAUGGUCGACCGGUCAUCGUGUUGGAGGAUCUAGUCGCGCGUGGUUAUGCACAUGUAAACGGUAAAUUAGACGAGGAUCACUUGAAAUUGUGCGUAAAAGCCUUGGCGGCGUUUCAUGGUAGAGGGUUGAAGCUGAAAGUGCGCAAGUUUCCUAUUUUCCGAGAAUUCUACGCAAAACUGUCUGCGUCGGACAGCUUAUAUUCCGUUCAGCAGAUACUCGGUGCCAGCACACACUUGAGUGCCGCAUCACUCGAGCCAAAUCUCGUUGAGAAAAUAAAAAAAAAGCUGCACGUAAUGGAAAGUCUGGCCACGGAGAUCAACGACGUUACGACCGUCUGCCACGGUCAUUUCACACGAGAUAACGUGCUGUUCAGGCACGAGAACGGCAAACCAAAUGACGUAAAGAUGAUCGAUUGGGAAACAAUGAGGUACUGCUCGCCAGCGAUCGAUUUAGGUCUCAUUCUCUUCGCCAAUAUGCCCAACGAAAGUGAAUUGCCGAAAGUCGAGGCAUUCUGUCGGAAUAUUUUGCGACUUUACUUGGAUACCGUGAAGAAGGAGAAUCCGGAAGUGAAGCGCGAACUUUUGGAACGAGACAUUAUCGCCAAGCUACUGCUGGCGUAUAUUAGCAUCUGCGAUGACAACCCGGCUUGUGGGAUUAGAAUCACGUACGAAGAACUGGGGAUGAUGUUGCACGUGCUCGAUGGUCUGGGUAGCCUCGAUUAGAACCUUUGUGUACAUUGGCAGUUUAUUUGAUCCUCUACGAUGUACGCGAUACUACUUGUACCACGUUAAGCUCUAUCGCGCGUGUUCGUGAUAAGGGAAGAAAGUCGAAGGGAGUGUUAUUGGCAGAUAUGAAAGGGUGUGUUAAAAAAGAAGCGUAUGUUAUUGCUAUACAUUUUACAAAUAAUUAUAUCCUCGUUUAAAAUUUUUAUAAUUUUUUUAAG
Messenger RNA from Nylanderia fulva, 1782 nucleotides. RefSeq lists its product as uncharacterized. The record is from RefSeq and is a predicted model, not a curated record. Lineage: Eukaryota; Metazoa; Arthropoda; Insecta; Hymenoptera; Formicidae.